AUGGAGAAUGAUUUCACGAGCCGGCGCAUAGGGGACGCAGAAGACGACUCCUCCUCCGAACGCGACGAAGCAGACGACUACCAAUUCUCCUGCAUCCUCGACGGCCACGAAUCCGAAAUCAAAUGCCUCGCGUGGAGUCCCUCUGGCCAGUACCUGGCGACGUGCUCCCGCGACAAGAGCGUGUGGAUAUGGGAGGAGCUCGAAGACGAUAACUUUGAAACUGUGGCUGUGCUGCAGGAACACGACGGCGAUGUUAAGAGCGUGGCGUGGCACCCGGAAGAAGAUUUGUUGGUGUCUACGAGCUACGAUGAUACGGUUAGGUUGUACAAGGAAGAUGCGGAUGAUUGGGUUCAGGUAAGUAUGAUUGAGGGGCAUGCGAAGACGGUUUGGUGGGCGGAGUUUGAGGGGAGUGGGAUGGGGGGGAGGGACUGGAGGAAAGAUACCACCACCACCAGUACAUCGGACGCGUCACAACAGCAGCGAUCGGAAUAUAUAACGGAGUUGGAACGAUCGGGACCGCGACUCGCGACGUGCUCAGACGACUGCACGGUACGGAUAUGGCGAAGGAAAGCAAAAGAGGGGGAUGACAACGCGAGUAAUAAGACGGGUGUACCUAGUAUCAUUCGCUCGGCAGCUAUCGACGAGGAGUGGUAUCAAGACGCUGUUCUGCCACAGGUUCAUGAACGCGCUAUCUACUCCGUGUCUUGGAGUCGGAGGACGGGCAUGAUUGUUAGUGCGGGUAGCGACGGCAAGGUUAUUGUUUACAAGGAGAGGUGGAGAGGGCAGGCUGGUGGUGCCAGUGGUAAUGUGGAGGGGGAUGCGAUGGAUGUUGAUGGUGCGCAGGCAGGGGGGUUGACGGAGUGGGUGGUUGUUGCAGAAUUGUUUUCUGGUCAUGAUGUCUUUGAGAUUAAUCAUGUUUGUUGGGCGAAGAGGGCGGAUAAGGGGAGGAGGAGCGAGGAGGAGGAGGUUGUGCUUACCACGGGGGAUGAUGGGGAGGUUAGGGUUUGGACUCUAGACGAUGCAUGA
Alternaria triticimaculans is the source of this 1026-nucleotide messenger RNA. RefSeq names its product Cytosolic iron-sulfur protein assembly protein (gene CIA1). The coding region runs from base 1 to 1026 and encodes 341 amino acids. The transcript has a single exon. Gene Ontology annotation, cellular component: cytosolic [4Fe-4S] assembly targeting complex. Gene Ontology annotation, molecular function: protein binding. NCBI's taxonomy places the organism in Eukaryota, Fungi, Ascomycota, Dothideomycetes, Pleosporales, Pleosporaceae. Gene Ontology annotation, biological process: iron-sulfur cluster assembly. The record is from RefSeq and is a predicted model, not a curated record.